Catharus ustulatus (Swainson's thrush) is the source of this 897-nucleotide messenger RNA. Its product is annotated as Fc receptor-like A. The record is from RefSeq and is a predicted model, not a curated record. Lineage: Eukaryota; Metazoa; Chordata; Aves; Passeriformes; Turdidae. Gene Ontology annotation, molecular function: transmembrane signaling receptor activity. The transcript is spliced from 4 exons. Gene Ontology annotation, biological process: cell surface receptor signaling pathway. Bases 169 to 897 code for a protein of 242 amino acids.
GUCCCCACCCUGCCCACAGACUGUCACCAGAAGAAGAGGAGCCACCCUGCCCCCACCAAGGGACACCUACACAAUGGGAUGAGAUGUGAACUCGCUUCCUUCCCUUUUUUCCAAAGAGCUGCCAACCAGGGGACAGGUGGCCCCAGCAGCGAGUGACAGCCAGUGCCCAUGGCCAGGGACAGCGGGAUGGCCGGGAAGGUGGCGCUGCUCCUGUGGGAGCGUCUUGUGCUGCAGCUGCCAGCACGGGCACUGCUGGAGGGGGACACGGUGACACUGCGCUGCCGGGGCUGGCAGGAUGGCAGGAUCACUGGAGUACGAUUUUACCACGGGGACAAGGAUCUGGGGGGGCCCCUCUGUGGGACCGAGGUGUCCCUGUCACCCCUGCAGCUGCACCACAGUGGCCGCUACCGCUGUGGGGGUUGGGUGAACUCUGGGCCAUCACGGUGGUGGGAGAUGUCAACGUCGGUGACAGUGACAGUGACAGUACAUGUGCCCGUGGCCAAUGCCACCAUCACCCCCGGUCCCCCGGCACUCCAGGUGUGCCCAGGUGACCCCGUGACCCUGCGCUGCUCGGUGCAGUUGUACUCAGCCCCUGUCACCUUCACCUGGCUGCACAACGGGCACCAGGUGGCCCGGGGUCCCCUUCUGGAGCUUGGGGCCGUCCAUGUGGGACAUUCGGGCACCUACCAGUGCGUGGCCACCAACCAGCUGGGACAGGACGGGCACCGCGUGUUCCGGGCACUCAGCCCAGAGCUGGCCCUGGAGGUGACACCACAGGGAACCACUGGACACCGCUGGAACACAGUGCCUGCAGUGGUCACUGGGUCCCUGCUGUUCCUGGUCCUGCCCAUGGGUAUCAUUGUGGCCAUGCAUUGGUGGCACCGCAAGGAUGGGUGA